Molecule: messenger RNA, 1404 nt
Organism: Xylona heveae TC161
Lineage: Eukaryota; Fungi; Ascomycota; Xylonomycetes; Xylonales; Xylonaceae
Product: malate dehydrogenase
Exons: 7
Coding region: 222-1244 (340 amino acids)
Biological process (GO): malate metabolic process; tricarboxylic acid cycle
Cellular component (GO): cytoplasm; mitochondrion
Molecular function (GO): L-malate dehydrogenase (NAD+) activity
Source: RefSeq, a predicted model, not a curated record
UUCUCAUUUGUGGGCGACCGUAGUUUCCCGUAUCGGAAAGAGCUCGGUACGAAAGUGUUGGUCCGUUGCUGGGACGAAAGACCUUCCUCUCCUCCGACGUUGAAGCUUUCUUCCCAUCUCUGAUCAACCUCAUCACAUCGCAUUGCAUCUUGCGUUGCAUUCCAUUUAAUUCCCCCAUCACACCUCCUCUCCACUCCCGUCUUUUCUCUGCAAUUGCCAUCAUGUUCGCCCCUCGUCAGGUGUUCGGCACUUUCCAGCGCCGGGGCUUCUCGGCUUCCGCCCGCCAGGCCUCCAAGGUUGCCGUUCUCGGUGCCGCUGGUGGUAUCGGCCAGCCGCUCUCUCUUCUGCUGAAGUUGAACCCCCGUGUCACUCAGCUCGCCCUUUACGAUAUCCGUGGUGGCCCUGGUGUCGCUGCUGAUAUCAGCCACGUCAACACCAAGAGCACGGUUUCCGGCUAUGACCCCACCCCCUCGGGCCUGAGAGAGGCUCUCAAGGGCUCUGAGCUUGUCCUCAUUCCUGCCGGUGUCCCCCGCAAGCCUGGCAUGACUCGUGAUGACCUUUUCAACACCAACGCCUCGAUUGUCCGCGACUUGGCCAAGGCUGCCGCUGAGGCUUCCCCUGAUGCCAACAUCCUCAUCAUUUCCAACCCCGUGAACUCGACUGUUCCCAUCACCGCCGAGGUUUUCAAGGCCGCCGGUGUCUACAACCCCCGCAGACUCUUCGGUGUCACCACCCUUGACGUUGUCCGUGCUUCCCGUUUCCUCUCCCAGGUCAAGAACACCGACCCCGCCAACGAGAACGUUCCCGUCGUCGGUGGCCACUCUGGUGUCACCAUUGUCCCUCUUCUCUCCCAGUCGAAUGGUGCCGACCUCUCUGGUCAGACCUACGAGGACUACGUCAAGCGCGUGCAAUUCGGUGGUGACGAGGUCGUCAAGGCCAAGGAUGGCGCUGGAUCCGCCACCCUCUCCAUGGCCAUGGCUGGUGCCCGUUUCGCCGAGAGCUUGCUGAAGGCUUCCCAGGGUGUCAAGGGUGUCAUUGAGCCCACCUUUGUUGAUAGCCCUCUGUACAAGGACCAGGGUGUGGACUACUUCGCCUCCAACGUUGAGCUCGGCCCCAACGGUGUUGAGAAGAUCUACCCCGUCGGCAAGGUCACUGAGCACGAGCAGAAGCUCAUUGACACCUGCUUGGUCGACUUGAAGAAGAACAUCCAGAAGGGUGUCGACUUCGUCAAGCAGAACCCUUAAAUGUAUACCCCUCUGGAGCAGACGGAGAGGAUAGGAAUAUAAGUAAAUUGACCUUAGAGCAAUGUGAUGAUCAUAAGUCUAUCUAGUAACGUGUAAACUUGAUUGUGAAGAGCAUCGUCAUGUCGUGAUCACAAAACACGUGGAUGCGAGUGACCUGGAG